This is a messenger RNA of Chlamydomonas reinhardtii, 1501 nucleotides long. RefSeq lists its product as uncharacterized. The transcript is spliced from 9 exons. NCBI's taxonomy places the organism in Eukaryota, Viridiplantae, Chlorophyta, Chlorophyceae, Chlamydomonadales, Chlamydomonadaceae. The record is from RefSeq and is a predicted model, not a curated record. Gene Ontology annotation, cellular component: U4 snRNP; U5 snRNP; U4/U6 x U5 tri-snRNP complex. Bases 132 to 929 code for a protein of 265 amino acids. Gene Ontology annotation, molecular function: RNA binding. Gene Ontology annotation, biological process: mRNA splicing, via spliceosome.
GCAACGAGGUUUAGCAGGGCUUAGACAACAACCACCUCACCCAAACCUGCUUUCUGCUUUCUGCGAAACCUGCUUUGGCGGGGCACCCAGUUUUUUGCCCCUGAGGGGCCCUUUCUUGACACCUAGCAAAGAUGGCAUUGUCUAGGACAUCCAAGCUGCUUCAAUACAUCAACUUCCGCAUGCGGGUAACGCUUGUGGACAGCCGGCAGAUUGUUGGCAGGUUCAUGGCGUUUGACCGGCAUAUGAACCUGGUUCUUGGAGAUUCGGAGGAGUUCCGCCGCCUGCCGCCCAAGAAGGGCAAGUCGGAAGAGGAGCGGGAGGAGCGCCGCGUGCUGGGCCUGGUGCUGCUGCGCGGAGAGGAGAUUGUGUCGCUGACCAUCGAAGGGCCUCCGCCGAAUGAGGACAUGCGCACGGAGCGGAAUCAGGGACCCGGAGGCCCAGGCAUUGGGAGAGCAGUGGGCCGCGGUAUGCCCGCGGCUGCGCCUGGUCAGGCGCCGGCGGGCCUGGCUGGUCCCGCGCGCGGAGUGGGCGGCCCGGCUCCAGGCAUGAUGAUGCCCCGCCCGCAGAUGACUGCGCCGCCGAUGCCCCGCCCCGGCAUGCCGCCCCCAGGGAUGCCCCCGCCGGGUAUGCCCCCGGGUAUGCCCCCGGGCAUGCCCCCGCCAGGCAUGCCGCCGCCGCGCCCCGGCAUGAUGCCUCCUCCGGGCAUGAUGCCCCCGCCGGGCAUGCCGCCGCCGCGGCCGGGCAUGCCGCCCCCGGGAAUGCCUCCGGGGAUGCCGCCCCCGGGCAUGCCGCCCCCGGGUAUGCCCCCUGGCAUGCCUCCUCCGGGCAUGCCGCCGCCACGCCCGGGCAUGAUGCCCCCGCCUGGCAUGCCGCCUCCGGGAAUGCCUCCGCCAGGCAUGCCCCCGGGCAUGCGGCCGCCGGGGCAGUAAGCUGCGGAGGGCAGCAUGAUGGGCGUCAGGAGCAGUGGCAGCAGCUUGACACGGUGUGCUGUGUCGGCUGAGGCAGCCGGAGCUGCUGCCUGACUUUGUGUUCGGGGGUUGUGGGUGAGAUUGUUUUCUCGUGGAUGAAUGCGGACGUGUACGACUGGCGUGCGACCGGGAGCGGCAUGGUUUGUGCGCUGCUCCCGUCUGCAGAGCUGCACGUGAGCUUGGUGCGCGUCAUGCUUGCACGUGCAGAUACCUGUUGGGAAGGGCGGUUGACGGACGCACGGACGGCCGGGCACUAGCCCGGGUGGCGGAGGCCCGGGUGGCGGAGUUUGCGGGUUUGCUCCUUGCGACUGGCGCGGGGCGAUUCACAGCUCUGCAACGCGUGUGAUUGGAACGUGUCUACGGAUUUCGUGUGUGGAUUCGGACGCGUCACGUGUAGGAAUGAAACCUGGAUCAAGUGCUGGUGGAAGGCGCUCCGACCAUCAUCGUGGGUGUCGGGGACCUGUGGCUGAAGUGACGAAGGUCGCGGUCAGUGGAGCUCGAUGGCAAAGGAACAUAUGUAAGGAAAAUCCAAG